This is a messenger RNA of Pochonia chlamydosporia 170, 1911 nucleotides long. RefSeq lists its product as hypothetical. The transcript is spliced from 3 exons. Lineage: Eukaryota; Fungi; Ascomycota; Sordariomycetes; Hypocreales; Clavicipitaceae. The record is from RefSeq and is a predicted model, not a curated record. The coding region runs from base 1 to 1911 and encodes 636 amino acids.
AUGACAGAGGCUUCCUUGAGCUUGUCCACGGUCCUCCCCUUCGCAGGACCUACAAAUGCCGUCGUCAAAGUCACCGACUCUCCUCUCCCCAUCCAAGUUCUCACCCACCCCAGCGCCGAUGGCUUCUCCGUCUUCUUCCCCUUCCACGACCUAGCCUCCCUUAACAGCGGCUCGCAGGACCUCUUCUCGUUCAAGCAGCUCAUUAAAAAUGGCACAGAGGGACAGGACCUGCUUAUUCUCUUCACGGAGGGUUGUGAAGUCGACGGGAAGGCGGACUGCUCGAAAGCAUGCCGUAACGAGACCACAUUUUUCAGUUCCCUGGAAACGUUUUACAAUUGUAUUGCCUUGUCGUCUAUAUCGUACUGGACAAAGGAGACGAAUCGGUACUACAUAUCUGCGGAGGCGGAGCGCAAUGCCAGUGGUAUUAUGGGAUCGAGUUCGCUUGCUUCGUUUGAUGGACGGCCUGUGUUGUCGUCGUUUGUGACGUGUGCACAGGAGGCGUGUGGUGCGGACGGUUUGCACAAGGCGUGCGAUGAUUCGAUUAAGAAGUUGAGCCAUGAUGCGAAUGCGACGGUUAUCUUUAAGGCGAUGGAUGAUUUUUGUCCGGAUAUUCAGGCGGAAAUCAAUCCGGACAUCUUUGGACCUGGUGUUCUCAUCUCCUAUGUCCUCCAAGUCGCAUUUUCCGGAUCUCUCUACCUCGUCCUCAAAGCAUUCACUCUCUACGUCCGCUACACCCACAAAAAGCAAGAAGCCCAAAAACAACUCCAGCGAGCUUCCUCCCGCGGCGGCCUGACCCGGCGUCUCACACGCAUCGAGUCCAUGAUCUGGCGCGACUCGUCUGCCCUCUCGCGCACGAGCAUCGCCCUCGCCACCACGCUCGUCGAAUUCCAAGAAGCGCAAUGCUGGUUCGUCUUUGCCAUCCAAAUCGCCUCCAUCCUCGCCAUCGUCGUCAACUCCCAGGAAGGCACGUUCUGGGGCGAGAUCAUUGUCAAUGCCGCCGUUGCAUUUCACGUCAGUCAAAACGGGAUCCUGCCCAUGUUCCUCAUACAAAUCUGCCUGCACCACGAGGGGAUACGAAACUGGCACACGUUCCUGGGCUUCUUCGUCGAGUACCUGCUGGCCAUUGUGGCGACCACGCAAAAGGUCUACUUUCACGAUGCGUUCAACCUGUUUAAGCAGGAGAACAAGAUUGCGGCCUGUGGGCAGAAUCCCAGUCCCCGGAGUUAUUGUGCUUCUACCCAGGGCGUCGAGGGGCUGAGGCUCAACUUUUUCCCGCACCCGAUGCUGUAUAAGCUGGUGUUUCUGGUGCUGGAUACGAUUGCCAUUGUGAUUUUGGUGUUUGACCAGCUGAGUUGGACGCUGAGAACGCACCGGCUCACGAAGCACCUCACCAUAGGGAGCUAUCGCGUUGGUAGGGCACCGACGAAUGGGCGCCUGAAAUUGGCAUGGGUUCGCUUCAAGCAGUGGGUUUGGCGGAUCCUGGAGGUGAUUUACCUCGUUGUCAAUGUUCUGUAUUUGAUUUCGCUGGUCAGGGUCAUCAGUGUGGAUAGCUUCCAGGCGAAUAAGUGGUCGUACGGGCAGAUUAUAGCCAUGACGGUAUGGGGACCAGUCAUUGUCAAGUUGUUCGAUUUGGCGGUUUCUGGGCCGCCGAAGAACGGCCAACGACUCAACUCUGGUCCUCCGCGGCUACGAAUCGACAAUGUCAUCAACAGACGCCACGGGACGUCGGCAGACGAGGAGCUCGACGCCGAGGACGAAGCGUACGGAACUGGGAGGGAGCGUAGGAUCCCUGCGCCGCCGGAGCUAGAUUUGCGGCAGCGAACUAGGUCGACGAGGGAUGAAGAGGCUGAUUUGACGGAUGGGAUUAGCGAUGUUGGGGGUGGGGAUGAUGUCAAGCGGGUUAUGAGAUGA